Molecule: messenger RNA, 1257 nt
Organism: Rattus norvegicus (Norway rat)
Lineage: Eukaryota; Metazoa; Chordata; Mammalia; Rodentia; Muridae
Gene: C5h1orf50
Product: similar to human chromosome 1 open reading frame 50
Exons: 5
Coding region: 16-615 (199 amino acids)
Molecular function (GO): identical protein binding
Source: RefSeq, marked provisional
GGCUGAGGUGCUGUUAUGGCGGACCCCGGGGUUCCCGACCCGUUCAAAAGAGGCACGGGAAAUCUGGGGGUGCAAGAGGCGGCGGGUCCUGGAGGAGCCCUGGUGGAGCUCACCCCGACCCCCGGCGGCAUGGCUCUGGUGAGCCCCUAUCACACCCACCGGGUCGGGGACCCCUUAGACCUCGUGGCGCUCGCCGAGCAGGUGCAGAAGGCUGAUGAAUUCAUCCGAGCAAAUGCUACUAACAAGCUGACAGUCAUUGCUGAGCAAAUCCAGCAUUUGCAAGACCAAGCUAGGAAGGUGCUGGAAGAUGCUCGCAGAGACGCUGACUUGCACCAUGUGGCUUGUAAUAUGGUGAAAAAGCCUGGCAACAUUUACUAUCUUUACCAGCGGGAAAGUGGCCAGAAGUACUUCUCCAUUAUUUCUCCACAGGAAUGGGGAGCAGGCUGUCCCCAUGACUUCCUUGGUGCCUACAAGCUACAGCAUGACAUGUCGUGGACUCCAUAUGAAGAUGUGGAGAAGCAGGAUGCUAAAAUCAGCAUGAUGGACAAGUUACUGAGCCAGCCCAUGGCCUUGCCCCCGGGCACUGAGCCCACCUUCCAAGGACUGACUCACUGAGGAUGGCUCUGACUAGCAGCCCUCAUGAGAAAGGCCUGAGUGAUACCCACCUCCUGUCCACAUUCUCUCCCUGGGGGGUGGGUGAGGGGACUGUGGGUAUUUGGGUGAGUCAUGAACUACUUGGAAGACGGUCUUGAAUGUAGCUGCUGAUUUUGCUGUCAGUUGGGAUGGUGAGGAAUCACAGAACUGAGGGAUUUUCUUGGGUCCACUGAUGCCCAGUCAGUUGUUUUCCAAGGACUGGUCAGUGCUUUCCUUCACCUCCAGCUGUUCCUCCCUUUAAGUCAAAACACUGGCGGAGGAAGAGCCUUUUCCCUAGCAAGUUGGUGAGUCAUUUUCUAAGAGGAACCAUCUGUCUGUCUAUCUUUUGUGGGUUGGUAUUGAAGCUGUCCUCAUAGGUGCUGCCAUGCUGAUUUCAGGCUGACCCAGGGCCUGCAGUGUUGCCUAAGGAGGAUUGAAAAACAACAAACAAAAACUUGGCCUGGCCAGGUGAGAGUGUUGACUGGAGCUUCAGUCCUCAUGGCACCCUGGUUUGCCCUUCUGCCCUUCCGUCCGAGUGAGACUGACUGGAGACUAAAGCAGCGGCCCGGCAGGCCACGUUUGGGGAGUCAUCCUAAGCCCUGCAGAAGAUUAGACCUGGAAGAG